AUGAAUUAUGUUGAAAAACUUUUUGACGAAGUUCAUUAUGCCUUUAAUUUAAAUGCAGCAACACUUAGUGGUGCAAUUGAUAUAUUGGUAAUCCCGCAAUUAGAUGGCUCAUUGAAAUGUACUCCUUUUCAUGUUAGAUUUGGUAAAUUACAAUUAAUUCAAAGUUCAGCAAAAGUAAUAUCAAUUUAUGUUAAUGGACAGAAAACAGAUUUACAAAUGAAGUUGGGCCAAGCUGGUGAGGCAUUUUUCGUGGAGGAAUCAGAUGAACCAGUUCCUGAUAUUUUAGCAACUUCCCCAAUUCCAUCACCAAAGGGUAAUAGAAGAGCAGUAUCGAAUGGUACCACCACUACCACCACCACUACAGCAACUACAUCAGCUACCACAUUUACAGCAUCAGAAAGUUUAUCAAAAUUAAAUUAUGAAUCCGAAUAUCCAACACUUCAACAUUCACAAUUUCAUCACAACCAUCACCAUAAUAGCCACAAUAAUAAUCAACAACAUAAUAGUUUAAUUGAUCACUUUUCUAUCAGUCUUUCAUUGUGUGGACACUUAAUUUUAGAUAAAGCUCUUCAGUCUGAACCAGAAGAAAAAGAAGCAUUCUUUAUAGAAUAUCUUAUUAGUUUCGAACAUUUUUGCUCAGAUGCUACUCUAUUAAAGAACCCACAUCUUGUCGCUAAAAUCAAUGAUCAAUAUUAUCCAUGGUCCAUUGCUGGUCAUAUUAUUCUUUCAUAUUUAAUCUAUCGUAGACCAAUCACUCAAGAAUCUCUAAACAAUUUAAAGAAAAAAGAUAUUGAAGAUAGAUUACAAAUUGGUGGUGCAAAUAAAAGUAUCGAAUCGAAUGCAUCAAAUGCAAACAAUACUGCAACUGCUGCAAUAGCCCAACAACAACCACCAACUAAACAGUCAUCAUAUUGGAGAGGAUGGCUCUGGAAAAAUAGUAAUAAUGUACAAAAUCAAAAUCAAAACCAAAUCCAAAGUCAACAACAGCACCAACAACAACUUCAACAACAAAUUUCACCAUCAUCAUCACCACCAUCAUCAUAUAAUAAUAUUCCAGAUUUCCAAAGAAAAUAUACAAAAAAAACCUUAAAACCAACUUCAGAUCAAUUAAAAUCUUUGGGACUCAAAAAGGGUAUCAAUAGAAUUACUUUUGUUGUAUCAAGCACACUUCUUGGCACAAAGGAAGUUUCAGCAUCAAUUUAUUUAUGGGAUAAUACUUCAAAAAUUGUUAUUUCAGAUAUUGAUGGCACAAUUACAAAGUCUGAUGUUUUUGGACAAGUUUUACCAUUAAUCGGCAAAGAUUGGUCACACAUUGGUGUAGCAGAGUUGUAUUCAAACAUUAAAGCCAAUGGAUAUCAGAUUAUUUAUUUAACAUCUAGAGCUAUAGGUCAAGCCAACUUAACUAGAACAUAUAUUAGUUCAGUUAAACAAACAGGAUCUAAUCCAAACUCAAUUGGCGGCAUUCAGGGACAAAGUAUUCCAUUUACACUCCCAGAGGGUCCAGUAUUUAUGUCACCAAAUCGUUUAUUAACAUCAUUUAAUCGUGAAGUUAUUAGAAGAAAUCCAGAAGAAUUCAAGAUUGCAUGUCUUCAAGAUAUACAGAAUAUAUUCCCAACAACCAUGUCACCAUUUUAUGCAGGAUUUGGCAAUCGUAAUACUGAUGCUAUUUCAUAUAAUGCUGUAGGGGUACCAAAGGGUAAAACUUUUACUAUUAAUGCUUUAGGUGUCAUUAAUACUACAAAUACAACUUAUAAUAAAACUUAUACAAAAAUCAACGAAUUGGUUCAAGAUAUGUUCCCUUGUCAAAAUGCAAAUAGGAAUUCAGUUGAUGAACAAUGGAAUGAAUAUCACUAUUGGAAAAAAUCUGUUAUUCCACUUAAUAAAUUAGAUCCAUUAUAA
Messenger RNA from Dictyostelium purpureum, 1899 nucleotides. RefSeq lists its product as uncharacterized. Gene Ontology annotation, molecular function: phosphatidate phosphatase activity. NCBI's taxonomy places the organism in Eukaryota, Evosea, Eumycetozoa, Dictyosteliales, Dictyosteliaceae. The coding region runs from base 1 to 1899 and encodes 632 amino acids. The record is from RefSeq and is a predicted model, not a curated record. Gene Ontology annotation, cellular component: nucleus. Gene Ontology annotation, biological process: fatty acid catabolic process; triglyceride biosynthetic process. The transcript is spliced from 4 exons.